AUUCCUUAGCUGCCUGUUCAGCUUUGUGUCUGAGCUUUCUGAGCACAUAAAGGUGAAAGCUGAUAAGGGGGAGGAGGAUUCUGCUCUCGACACAGAGUACAUCAGCUUCUUUCCAAACUUCAUCUGGACUGUGCGGGACUUCACCCUUGACCUUGAGAUUGAUGGGAAGGUGCUGACGGAGGAUGAGUAUCUGGAGAGAGCGCUGAUGCUGAAGAAGGGCCGGAACAGGGAGGUGAUAGAGUACAACCUUCCGCGUCAGUGCAUCCGUGAUUACUUCCCCACACGCAAGUGCUUCGUGUUUAUCAGGCCGGCCAGUGAAAGGGACAUGAAGCAACUGGAGACGCUCUCUGACAGCGCCUUACAGCCCGAGUUCCUGGAGCAAAGCGACAGAUUCUGCCAGUACGUUCUCCGGGAGUCGAAGGUGAAGAUGCUGAAAGGAGGGCACCACAUCAAUGGGCGAAUGUUUGGCAUGUUAGCCCAGAGCUACGUGGACACCAUCGUCAGUGGGAAGGUGCCCUGCCUGGAGAAUGCAGUGACCACCCUGGCCACCAAGGAGAAUGAAGCUGCCAUCAGGGAGGGUCUGGCUUACUACGUGGCCCAGAUGGAGGAACGGGUCAAGUUCCCGGCGGAGGUGGCCGUGCUGUCUGAGACACAUGGGAAUUGUGAGAAGGCAGCCCUGCAGCUGUUCAUGCAGCGAUCCUUCAAGGACGAGGAUCAGAAGCACCAGGAGCAGCUGGCAUUUGAGAUAAAUGAACAUUACGGGACUGUGCUAAACAAGAACAAAAUGACUUCCCAAGAGAUCUGCCAGACGCUGCUCUCCCAGCUGUCAGCUGACAUGGAGGGAAAGCUCAGAGAUGGGGUUUACAUGCAGCCUGGUGGGUAUGAGGUGUAUGUGAAAGAUCAGAAACAAGUGGUGGAGAGUUUCCAGAGGACACCCAACAAAGGAGUCAUGGCAGAGCAGGUACUGGAGCAGUUCAUGGACAGUAAGAAGGCAGAAGCUGCCACCAUUGUCACGGCUGACAAAAUGCUGACAGAUGUACAAAAGCGCCUGGCGGCUGAGCAGGCAAGAGUGGAGCGGCUGGAGCAGCAGCACAAGGCAGAGGAGGAGAGAAGUCUGCAGCUGGAGCAGCGGAUGAGAGAUGAGGAAUGCAGCCACCAGGAGAAAAUUAGACAGGUGGAAGCCAAGAUGGAGGAAGAGAUCACCAAGAUGAGGCAGGAGAUGGACAGAACCAUGGAGUGCAAGCUGAAGGAGCAGGAGAAGCUGUUGCAGCAGGGCUUCACAGAGCAAGCCAGGCUGAUGAAAGAGGAGAUGGACGUGUUGCAGAAGCGGGGAAAGGAGAGAGAGGAGAAGCUGCAGCAGCAAUUGCGAGAGAUAGAAGAAAAGGAGAAGCAGCGCCAGCAUGAGAGAGAAGAAAAGGAGAAGCAGCGCCAGCAUGAGAGAGAAGAAAAGGAGAAGCAGCGCCAGCACGAGGAGCGCCAGCGAGAGAGAGAAGAAAAGGAGAAGCAGCGCCAACACGAGCAGCGCCAGCGAGAGAGAGAAGAAAAGGAGAAGCAGCGCCAGCACGAGGAGCGCCAGCGAGAGAUAGAAGAAAAGGAGAAGCAGCGCCAGCAUGAGGAGCGCCAGCGAGAGAUAGAAGAAAAAGAGAAGCAGCUCCAGCGAGAGAGAGAAGAAAAGGAGAAGCAGUGCCAGGGAGAGAUAGAAGAAAAGGAGAAGCAGCUCCAGCACGAGGAGCACCAGCACAAGAGAGAAGAACAGGAGAAGCAGCGCCAGCAUGAGAGAGAAGAACAGGAGAAGCAGCGCCAGCACGAGAGAGAAGAACAGGAGAAGCAGCGCCAGCACGAGAGAGAAGAAAAGGAGAAGCAGCGCGAGCAUGAGAGAGAAGAAAAGGAGAAGGCGCGCCAGCACGAGAGAGAAGAAAAAGAGAAGCAGCGCCAGCACAAGCGAGAAGAAAAGGAGAAGCAGCGCCAGCACGAGGAGCACCAGCGAAAGAGAGAAGAAAAGGGGAAGCAGCGCCAGCGAGAGAUAGAAGAAAAGCAGAAGGAAUGCCAGUGACAGCAGGAGGCCGAAGAUAAGGAAAGGGCACAUCAACAGCAGAUUGAGCUGGAGAAACUGAAGCAGCAGCAGAGAAGUUGCUUAAUAUCCUGAGCCUGGUUAGAUCCUGCACUGAGGGGACUGAAGAAACGUUCAGGUGAUUCAGGGGGAACGAUGGUCACCCAAGCUUUACAAAAUCCACUGCUGAAGCCAGUCUGGGGCUAGUGACCGGCUCUGGGGGCUCUGCUCUGUGCUCUCCUUGCCCAUCUACUGUGACACCCCCCUCUGCCCUGUUAGAGUUCAAUGUACAAGUUAGUUUUCCUGUUGCAUCUGCUGUGUGGUGGGGUUUGCUUGUGGAGACUAAAGCUUUCUGUAGCACUGAGUUAGCACCUCUGCAGUUUAUUCUCUUCAAUUCUCUGUCACUGUGUUUGCUCUAACAGCCGACACCAGCUGCAGCACUGACAGGUGGUGGCAUCAAGCUGGUGUCUGGCCUGGUUUGUUCCCAACUUCAAGGAGGUGGUGCUGAGCACUGGGCCAGGCUGUCUGAGUUCUGGGGAUCAGGCUGGGAAUCUCCUCACUCUCUGGCUUGCCCCUUGCCGGUUGCUCGCUGCUCAUGACUCUGGAGAGCUUUUAAAUUUGGAUUGCAGCCCAAUCUAUGAAUCAUAGAUUAAUUUUAUUGAUUACUUAAGAACUCCCUGUUAUCAGUGAGGGUUGACAGGUUCUUGUCCCAGGAUCAAUGUUCCCUCUAAUUUUUUUCCAUUCAUGUGCAGAAUAAA
Messenger RNA from Chrysemys picta bellii (western painted turtle), 2808 nucleotides. NCBI's taxonomy places the organism in Eukaryota, Metazoa, Chordata, Testudines, Emydidae. The record is from RefSeq and is a predicted model, not a curated record.